AUGAGAGCCGAAACUGGUCCUGGCCAGGCUCCAUGGAGCCACAUGAUUGACAUUAUUUUCGACGCUAGUUCAGGGCGUCGCGUAGAUCCUCGGGCUAAACACGGACGUUGGAAAAAGAAAGUCCACACAGGGGCGCGUCCUUUGGUAUGGCGGACGAAAAUCACCGUCAUGCCUGUUGAGACUACAAUCAUCAGUGCAACGACUGCCGCGUUUUCUUCCGCCGAGGCUCUCGUGUACUCUCAGAGCUAG
This is a messenger RNA of Akanthomyces muscarius, 249 nucleotides long. RefSeq lists its product as uncharacterized. The record is from RefSeq and is a predicted model, not a curated record. Lineage: Eukaryota; Fungi; Ascomycota; Sordariomycetes; Hypocreales; Cordycipitaceae. The transcript is spliced from 3 exons. Bases 1 to 249 code for a protein of 82 amino acids.